This is a messenger RNA of Tigriopus californicus, 2894 nucleotides long. RefSeq names its product cytoplasmic dynein 2 intermediate chain 2-like. Gene Ontology annotation, biological process: intraciliary transport. Bases 1005 to 2540 code for a protein of 511 amino acids. Gene Ontology annotation, cellular component: cytoplasmic dynein complex; ciliary plasm. The transcript has a single exon. Gene Ontology annotation, molecular function: dynein heavy chain binding; dynein light chain binding. NCBI's taxonomy places the organism in Eukaryota, Metazoa, Arthropoda, Copepoda, Harpacticoida, Harpacticidae. The record is from RefSeq and is a predicted model, not a curated record.
GGGAAGUUUACUUACGUUGACAAGUCCGAAAAAAUGUUCGUUGGCGGGGAACAAGUCGGACCCGAUAUCCUUCUCCAGUUGGCUGGCUGUUCCGCCCUUCAAGACAAAAUCAAACAUCUUACUUUCGAGUGUGGAGAGGAUUUAAGGCUCACUCGGUUGUACUACAACAUGAUUGUCCACAGACUACCAAAAUCUAUAUUUUGAUCCACUCAGCAGCAGGCUUUCCACCUCCUACUAGCCCCGUAUCUAUUCAUCCCGUGUCGUAUGUGAGUCCGGGCUGUCUGUGUGCAACGUGCCUUGUAGCAAGAUUCAUUCACAGAAGAUCAGGCUGUGUGCACUUGCAUGUACUCGUGCUCCAAUGCCUCUUGUAUGUCGUGUGCGAGUGUAGCCGGCAGGACUUGGAAAAAACCAACCCAGAGAGACAGAGAGGAGAGUCCCCCGAGGAGGACGACGAGGAAAGAGCAAGAGAGAGGACAAGUGCAUGCCUCCAGUACGGCUGAUAGGGCUGAUGAAAAAGGGACCUCAUGAUGGGCCGUAAAGAGUUCACAUGAAUUGGAAAAUAUGCGGCAAAGACAGAUCAAGGGGUUUGUUUAUCAAAAAUUACAUAUACACUCGUUAACUAGUUCUCUGAUAGCUUGUGUCUAGUCUUGAUAAAAACUUCAGUCGAACAUGAAUCCCCCGGUCCCCUUACGUUUCCUUUUCAGUUGUACCACUAGCUAUGAAGCUUGCAGCAAUUCACCGAGAUUACAUUAUUACACAACUGUUCGUUUGCCUUUAUGGUGCACAACAGUAAAUAGUUUUAGAAUGCCGCAGAAAUGCUUUGAAUAAAAUGAGUUUGAUUUUUUGUGUACUUUUAGUUACAACUUGUUUUGUAUGUCUCCAUAUACGCAGCUCUAGAUGUGUCUCUUGUACCUGUAAAGAAAGCCAAAUUGACUCUUCAUGACAAUUCAAGAAUUCGAGAUCUUGUACAAGGAUUGGUUAUCAAUCAUCAACAUCAACCAGCCAUGUUUUCAGACCGCAAUGCAAUGAAUAUUGUCGAGUUUCCGUCAUGUUGGAAAAAGUCGAGAUCCGUAAAAGAUUCGGAAUGCCAAUCCGAGGCUCAAAAGAUGGUUAUUGUGGAAACGCAAGUGACUCUUCGAGAAGAUGCCGAAUCUCAAACCGAAGAACAGGCUAAGGAGACCAAAGUAAACGAAGACCAAAUUAACUUGCCCUCAUUGGUGAAGUUCCUGGUCAAAGUAACCCCCAUUAUGGAGGAGGAAUUAGCCGCCGCUGCUCGAAGUCGUGCCUUUGACGGGUAUGAGCUGGCCACUGAGAAAACCGAUUCAGAGAUGCGGAAACUUCACGUGCUCGUCAACGGCAAUCAAGAAGAUAUUCGUGUGAGUGGCUUAACUUGGGGUCCCUCGGGAUCGGUGAUGGCUGUGAGUUAUGAAAUGGAAACUCACAUGGAUUGGUGCGACCACCUGACGCAGUUAUGCAUUUGGAACAUCAACCGACGAGAUUUCGAUCCGAACAAGCCGUACAAAAUCAUACCGGCCUCAUCCUGUCUAACUGUGGUUCAAUUUCACCCGAGAGAUCCAGCAUACGUGGCAGCCGGUGGAUUCACGGGCGAAAUAUAUUUGUGGUCCGUUUCUCGAGAACAAGAUCCCUUGGUGGCCAAUUCAUCGUCCAUGAGUGGUCAUCGAGAGAAAAUCACCAGUCUUCAUUGGAUCAAUGCCACAACCACAGCUGAGGGCUCCUUGCGCCACACUCAAUUAUUGUCCGCAGCCUUGGAUGGGAAAAUGAUUCUCUGGAAUAUCGACAUGAACACCCAAGCUCUGACACCUUCCAAGCGGUUUUGGAUCCCGGCCGAGCACAUUCCUCGAUCAUUGAAUGCGAAAAUCAGAGCCAGAACAGAGUUAGGGAUCACAUGUUUGGACCUGAAUAAGGAGGACGAGAACAUCAUACUCCUAGGUACUGAGGCCGGAGCGGUCUUUCAGGGUUCGCUCGCCGCCAUUCUGCCCGUUCAGGGACCGGAUAAAGAGUCCGAUGAGGGUCCUGAAUAUCUCGAUCCAGUCAGUGUCAGCUUCCAACCUCAUCGAGGCCGAAUCUUGGAGGUACGAUGCUCCCCAUUUGCUCGGGAUCUAUUUUUUUCCUUGGGCUCGGAUCGAGAGAUUCGCUUAUGGAGUCUCCUCCAACCCCACGCUCCUGUGGCCAUCCUUCACUCAGAGGCCACUAUCCCCCUACGGGCUCAAUGGUCCCCAUUUCGACCCGCCGUAUUAGCCUUGACAUCGUCGCAAGGCCAACUUUUCCUUUACGACUUAAGGCAAUCCGUGUCACGUGCGGCCUUGAGUGUCAAAUCUUCAGAGCGGUCGGUGGCUUUACCGUCGCUCAGCUCUUUGGCCUUUAACGCUUGGACACCAGGUUGGAUUGGGGCGGGUGACGCCCAUGGCGGGACUCAUGUGUGGAAGCUCCCGGCGCCCUGGAGUGGCACGGACCAACAAACCCGCGACCGGCUCUGGAUCACCAAUCUUCUCACUCGGCUCGAAGAUGAAGAACAAUAAUUUGUAAUUGUAAAUGAAAGACAAUCAAUGGAACCGUGACACGUGCAAAAAACUCACGUUAAGGACAAAUAAAUGAUAUUUGAUGCUAAGCUCGUCGGACCUCAUGUCCAGACCCACUUACCAUACGUGCACAGGGAAUGAGUUUCGCCCCCCAAAUUCGUCCCAAAUCGCCCAUGAUGGACCAGCUUUGACAGCGGGUUUGGAAGACCUGCGUUAGCACCUCAUAGUGGCUGAGGAUGAAUGAGAUGAUCCGGUCCAAUUUGAGCGAUUUUGGGCCAAUGGGGCACUUCAGACGACGAGAUUAUCUUUGGUGAGAUUGUAUCCAAGAUGAAAUAUUUUGAUCAUGCCUUUUCA